Molecule: messenger RNA, 1788 nt
Organism: Prorocentrum cordatum
Lineage: Eukaryota; Dinophyceae; Prorocentrales; Prorocentraceae
Source: the annotation of a GenBank genome assembly
AUGGGCGCCGAGCUGGACGAGCUCACUGAGAACAGGCGGGACUGGCGCGAGCAGGAGAUGAUCCUGGAGCAGUGGGUCGCCGAGGUCGAGUCCGCCCGCGCCGCGUUCUUCCUGCCCGACAUGCGGUCGCCGUCCGACGCGGAGUUCGUGUCGAAGCUAUCGGUGCGGAAUCUGUCGAGGCUGGGCGAGCUUAGCCCGACGCCGACGGCUUACCCGAGGCCGCCCGCGGGGAGCGCGGCGUCCUACGACAGUGACUUCGUGCCCGCUGGCCCUGGGCCGCCUGAGAGCCAGCAGACGCCGUGCCCGGUGGGCACCUUGGGCAGCGUGCCGGUAAGCUCCGUGGGGUCCUUCGUGCCCCACCCCGGCCUGCGGGCGUCGCCGCUCCACGCGGUGCGGGCCGGCAGGAGCGGCGGAGGUUCGCAGGCGCCUCCCGAGCCGCCGCUGCCCGACCCCGAGCUGACCCCCCGGCCGCCGAGCGCCGCGGCGAGCGGCGACGACCCGUUGCAGGACAGUUUCGUCCCCCACCCCGCGCUGAGCGUCCCCGACCACACCCUGCAGUCGGACGCGGACUGCGGGGCCCACCUGCUCCAGGACGUGGGGCAGGGCCCCCCGGUGGACAGCUUCGUGCCCCACCCAGGCCUCGCGGUGCCGAGCUGCACCUUCCCGCUGCCCGAGGGCGGCCCGGCCGAGGACCCCCACGGACCGCCCCCGUGGCUGUCGCCGGGCGCCCGGGUCCAGGUCUGGAGCGACACGCACCUGACGUGGCUCGACGCCGUCGUCGGCGAGGCCUUCUCCUCCCCGACGCACCGUGACGGCUUCCUGGUGCCCGCCGGGACUGUCAAGGUUGUUUCCGCGUCGGGCGUGAAGUGGGUAUUGCCAGAAAGGGCGCCGCAGCUGCUGCGGCAGCCCCCGCCCAGCGGGCUCCACGGGGCCGCGGCCUCUUCCUGCAGCUCGGCAGGCCCGCGCCCGGUGGUCCCGCGCUUCUCGGCAGGGGACGCGGUGCAGGUGUGGAGCGAGUCGCGGCGGGCGUGGCUGAGCGGGGUGGUGCGCGAGGCUUUCGCGCUGCCCUCCCGAAGGGACGGCUAUUUCAUCCCGGCCGGGACCCUGAAGGUGACGUCGGCCGCCGGCGAGAAGUGGAUCUUGCCCGAGCACGUCGCCGAGGCGCUGAUCCCUGCCGCUUCGGCUCCGCCGUCGCCCUCCGCAGGCUCGGCCCACGGGGCAGCGCCGCCCGCCGCCUCGAGCGGCGCACCCUUCGCCAGGGGAGAUAGGCUGCAGGUGUGGAGCGAGUCGCGCCGCGCCUGGCUGGACGCCACGGUGCUGGAGGCCUUCGCCGCGGAGAGCACCGUGGACGGCUUCGCGGUCCCCGCUGGCGCCCUCAAGGUUCGCUCCGCCGCGGGGGACAAGUGGGUCAUGCCCGCGGACGCCGGGAGGCUGCUGCGCCAGGCCACAGCCUCCGCCGGCGCCGCCGCGGGCGCCACCAGAAGCCUCGACAGCAGGCUGGAGCUGGUGCUGCGGGACCCGCGGGAGCUGGAGAGGAGCCCCCUGGGGGGGCGCCGCUAUAAUUGUCCCGGGGGGGAGGGCCUGCCGAGAGACCGAGUCUCCUGGGCCCUCGAGGGGCUCGCCAGGCAGUUCGACGUCCGCCUGGACCUGGAGGGAGACCACGUGGCGGCCAUCUGGUCGCGCAUGGACGCCAUGGGCGUGGAGGGCGCGGAUUACGUGAGCAAGGCCCAGUUCUGCGACCUCAGCCGUGCGCUGAUCGCGGAGCUGCACUCGUCGAUGGCGCGCUGA